CGCCCUUCUCUAUCACACACGUAGUGGCAAAGACUUUGCCAAAAAAAACUCAGAUGCAACAGAAUCUGUGUUAAAUCAAUAAAAUAAACAAGUUGAACUGCUGAGGCUGUGGCUGGUUUUGGUGCUGUGCGUGUGUGACAGCGACAGGGGAUCCCCGAUUACAGAAAGCUUCGAUUUGGGCCAAGCACCGCCCCCGGAAAUCAUGGCGAGCAGGGAGGGCAAUGAGGUGUACGAUGACAUGAACCUGUACAUCACACCGGAGAGCUUCAUUGUGGAGCCGAACGGAGGGCCGGAGGUGCUCAUAGUCGGGCGCCACGACAAGGUCACAAGAGUUCAGCCAGCGGGCGGAGGUCAGUUGGCUAAUCUGCGGCCCACUAGGCGAAUUUGCGGGGUCCUCGGCACCAUUCACUUGCUGUGCUGCGACUACCUUUUAGUGGCUACCCAUCGACUCUUUGUCGGCGUCCUCAAUGGCGCCAUUGUGUGGAGAUUAGCAGGCUAUGACAUCAUACCCUACAUUCCGAAUGCCAUUCAGCGCAAGGAGAACGAGACCUACUUGCGGCUGCUGCGUCAAACGUUGGACACCAAGUUCUUCUAUUUCUCCUAUCGCUACGACCUUACUAACUCGCUCCAGCGCCAGCGCGAGGUGGCCCAAUCUCUGCCGGAAGAGCAAGGAGGCUUGUUGCAGCGGGCAGAGCAAAGAUUCGUUUGGAACGGCUUUGUGCUUCGGCAGUUUAACUGCGACAAGAUGGAGAAGUUUCAGCUGCCACUGGUCCUGGGAUUCGUGUCCAUCAACCAAGUCCAAAUUAACGGGCAGACCUUCUUCUGGAGCAUCAUAACUCGUCGAUCGGUGCAGCGUGCCGGGACCCGUCUGUUCUGCAGAGGCAUCGACGACCGGGGUCAUGUGGCCAAUUUUGUGGAGACCGAGCAAAUAGUUGAGUUUAACGGACAGCUCACAGGAUUCGUGCAGACGCGAGGCAGCAUGCCUUUUUACUGGCACCAGCUGCCCAACCUACGCUACAAGCCGCGUCCUGUUUUAAUUCCUGGCAAGGAUCAUCUGGCUGCUUGCAGCCUUCACUUCAACGAACAAAUUAAGCUGUAUGGCAACAACGUGGCUGUGAAUCUGGUGGAUCACAAAGGCGCAGAAGGUGAACUAGAAGCCACCUUCGCCCGUUUGAUACGUGAACUUGGUAAUCCACAAGUGCGCUACGAAUCAUUUGACUUCCAUAGCGAGUGCCGGAAGAUGCGCUGGGACAGGCUCAACAUACUUAUCGAUCGCCUGGCCCACGAACAGGAUCAGUUCGGUUUCUAUCACAUCUUCGAUGAUGGCAAAUUAGUGUCCACGCAGACGGGCGUCUUCCGGACAAAUUGCAUCGACUGUCUGGACAGGACGAAUGUGGUGCAGAGCAUGCUGGCCCGGAGAUCCCUAACGACGGUGCUCCAAAAGCUGGGAGUGCUGCAUGUGGGUCAGCGAGUAGAGAAUUCCUCCGCCCACUUUGAAAGCCUCUUUAAGGGCGUUUGGGCGGACAAUGCAGAUCUGGUGUCGCUGCAAUAUUCUGGAACGUGUGCCCUCAAGACCGAUUUCACCAGAACGGGCAAGAGGACCAAGGCUGGUGCCCUGCAGGACGGCAAGAACUCACUGAUGCGCUACUAUCUAAAUAACUUUGCCGAUGGCCAGCGGCAGGAUAGUAUGGAUCUGUUCCUUGGCAAGUAUCUGAUUAACGACAACGAGGGCGCUGCCUUGCCGUCGCCACUGGAAUCAAAGCAUGGAUGGCGGUUCUUCACCUUCCCCUCGGUGCUGCUGAUGGCCGUGGCCAUGUUUAUGAUCACGAUGACCUAUCCGGCUGAGUUUAACACUGAGAACUUGCUCUUCAUGCUCUUCUGGGGAGCGAUGAUCGCCGUGAGCGCCACGGGAAUUCUGCAUUACGGCAUCGAGUUCGUGCAGUGGCCGCGGCUUUUUCCGCCCAUCUUCUUUCGAAACCCAUGACAUUAGUGUCGUCUAGCAGAGUCACUGGGAACUACCUCUGCAGCAUAAAAACAGUCGCAUUGCUCCGAGAAAAUAUCUUGUAAACCAAUUUCUGUAACUGAUUUCAAUACCCCUCAAAUUCUGCCCUCCGUUUUUUGUUUGUUUUUCUUUGUUUUUGUUUAGUUUUAAAACCUCCAAAUCCAUUCCUUUCUGCAACUUGUUAGUUAUUAAACACACACACACAACAUAUAGGCGAGCUUCAGGCGCUUGGAAAUGGAGAUGAAUGUAUUUUCGAGUGGGAGGGCAAGGAGUUUGUCAAGGCGCCGCUUAUUAACUGCGAUUAAUUGCAAAGUAGAUCAAUCACUUUUGUAGAAACAUUUUAUGACAUUAAAUAAAGUAUUUUACGCAUUGCUAGAAAACCUCAA
Messenger RNA from Drosophila ficusphila, 2388 nucleotides. RefSeq names its product phosphatidylinositol-3-phosphatase SAC1 (gene Sac1). The record is from RefSeq and is a predicted model, not a curated record. The transcript is spliced from 2 exons. The coding region runs from base 203 to 1984 and encodes 593 amino acids. Gene Ontology annotation, biological process: phosphatidylinositol dephosphorylation. Gene Ontology annotation, cellular component: endoplasmic reticulum. NCBI's taxonomy places the organism in Eukaryota, Metazoa, Arthropoda, Insecta, Diptera, Drosophilidae. Gene Ontology annotation, molecular function: phosphatidylinositol-4-phosphate phosphatase activity.